AUGGACCCGGACGUCGCGCUCCACCUUCAGAUCGCCGCGGUGGUCGUGAUGGCGGUGCUCAUCGUCGCUCUAGCCGUCGCGGCCUCCGGCGGAGCCUGCGACGACGCGGCCGGGGGCGCCGCGGUGCACGCCGCCGACGUCGAGGCCGCCCUCGGCAACGACACGCUCAUGACGUACGAGCAGGCGGCCGCCAGGAAGAAGAAGGAGAAGGGGGAGGAAGAGGAGGAGCGGUGCGCCAUCUGCCUGUCAGAGUACGGCGAGGGCGAGGCCGGCGAGCUGGUGCGGGUGGUGCCGGCCUGCGGGCACUUCUACCACGCGAGCUGCGACGUCGACAAGUGGCUCCGGAAGCGCCGGACGUGCCCGCUCUGCCGCGGAGGGCUCUGGCCCCCGCCGCCGCCGCUGCCGGGGCUGCCACGGCCGGAGUGCCCGCCGAUGCCGCCGUCCCAUUAG
This is a messenger RNA of Aegilops tauschii subsp. strangulata, 450 nucleotides long. RefSeq lists its product as uncharacterized. Gene Ontology annotation, biological process: protein ubiquitination. Gene Ontology annotation, molecular function: transferase activity. NCBI's taxonomy places the organism in Eukaryota, Viridiplantae, Streptophyta, Magnoliopsida, Poales, Poaceae. The record is from RefSeq and is a predicted model, not a curated record.